AACAUACUCUUCUCUACGACGACGAUGGAAAACAGCCGAGAAUGGAAGUAUGGAUUCUGGGAUUGCUGCUCUCCCUUCAAGACUUGUUGCUUUGCUUUUUGGUGCCCAUGCUGUCUCUAUGGUCGUACUGCCUCACGACUUAACAACCCAACUUUAAAGGAACAUACUUUUUUUAAUCAAGAUUGCUGUUUAUAUUAUUUGGCUAGCUGCUGUGGUUUGAGCUUUAUCCCGUUAAUGAUGAAACGGGCCAGAUUGCGUGCAAACUUUGAGCUAGAGGGUUCGAGCUGUGGUGACUGCUUUAAAUCGUGUUGUUGUUCAAUUUGUACUUUGAUGCAAAUGGAAAAGGAGGUUAAAAGCCGUUCGGAGCUGUUAGAAACAGAGGGCUAUCAGGUACCGGCAGAUAUGAGGUAUGGAUGA
This is a messenger RNA of Aspergillus uvarum CBS 121591, 417 nucleotides long. RefSeq names its product PLAC8 family protein. The coding region runs from base 25 to 417 and encodes 130 amino acids. NCBI's taxonomy places the organism in Eukaryota, Fungi, Ascomycota, Eurotiomycetes, Eurotiales, Aspergillaceae. The transcript is spliced from 3 exons. The record is from RefSeq and is a predicted model, not a curated record.